Molecule: messenger RNA, 4133 nt
Organism: Haemorhous mexicanus (house finch)
Lineage: Eukaryota; Metazoa; Chordata; Aves; Passeriformes; Fringillidae
Gene: NRF1
Product: nuclear respiratory factor 1
Exons: 11
Coding region: 876-2384 (502 amino acids)
Biological process (GO): regulation of transcription by RNA polymerase II
Cellular component (GO): nucleus
Molecular function (GO): DNA-binding transcription factor activity, RNA polymerase II-specific; RNA polymerase II cis-regulatory region sequence-specific DNA binding
Source: RefSeq, a predicted model, not a curated record
AUUAGUUUGUGAAAGGCCUCAGAGAUAAAUGAGUCCAGCCUUGAUGAAGUUCCUCUUCAUGCCCCUUUCACCCCCCCUUCACCUCUUUUUUUGCCCCAGAAUCACAGAACCAGUUAGAGUGGGAAAGAUCUCUGAGCUCCUUGAUGAAGUUCCCCUUCAUUCUCCCUUCCCCCCUUUUUUUCCCUGCCAUCCCUCUUUUUCCCCUUUUACCCCCCUUCCCCCCUCCCCUUUAUUUUUCUUUACAUUUUGCACAUGUAUGAUUUUCCUCCCUCUGUACAGGAGGUUGGGAGCGAGUUGAAACGUGUUAAUCACUCCCCUCCCCUCCAUUUAAAACACCCAAAAAAGAGCUGGAAAUUGCCUAUAAAAAAGGGGUGUAACUGGCUCUCUAUUAAAAUACCCAAAGAAGGGCUCUAGAACAUCUGGCCCAGGACAGACCUGGCUGUGACUGAGGUGCUCAGGCCCUUUUUAGUGUAAAUAAUAAUUAAGGGACAGAAAUAAUUCAGCUCAAGACUCUUCCUACAUUUGAGGUUACCAAGUCUAAUCUUUCUUGCAGCUACAGAUGAUUUUUGUUGUGUGGGGAGAUGUUUUCUCUGUUCAAGUUUGGGUACUCUGCUUUAUGUUUUUGUUAUUUUUUUCUCUCUCAUUGAACUGUUAUUUCCUGAAUUUGGGGUUUUUAAUCUCUUAGGCUGUUGUGGUUUUGUUUCUAAGCCUUGCUGGUCUCUGAGCAGGGUUUUAGACCCUCUUCCCACAUCCUGAGAGGAUUCCCAGUGUGAACUCAUCCCUUCUUUUCCUUCAUCCACAUCACAAUUGCUCCUUUCCAAAUCCUCUCGCAGUGAACUUUCAUUUCCCAAAUGUAGAGGAAAUAGUGACUCUUGAUGGAAGACCACGGAGUGAGCCAGGCAGAGCACAUGGCUACCAUCGAGGCGCACGCCGUGGCCCAGCAGGUGCAGCAGGUGCACGUGGCCACCUACACGGAGCACAGCAUGCUGAGCGCCGACGAGGACUCGCCCUCCUCGCCCGAGGACACCUCCUACGACGACUCCGACAUCCUCAACUCCACGGCGGCCGACGAGGUCACUGCUCACCUGGCUGCUGCAGGCCCUGUGGGGAUGGCAGCAGCUGCUGCUGUGGCAACGGGGAAGAAGCGGAAGCGGCCUCACGUGUUUGAGUCCAACCCCUCCAUCCGGAAGAGGCAGCAGACACGAUUGCUCAGGAAGCUGCGGGCCACGCUGGAUGAGUACACCACCAGAGUGGGGCAGCAGGCCAUCGUCCUGUGCAUCUCACCCUCCAAACCCAACCCUGUCUUCAAAGUGUUCGGUGCUGCACCCCUGGAGAACGUGGUCCGCAAGUACAAGAGCACCAUCCUGGAGGACCUGGAGUCGGCGCUGGCCGAGCACGCCCCGGCCCCCCAGGAGGUCAACUCGGAGCUGCCCCCCCUCACCAUCGAUGGCAUCCCCGUCUCCGUGGACAAGAUGACCCAGGCACAGCUGAGAGCCUUCAUCCCCGAGAUGCUGAAGUAUUCCACAGGUCGUGGGAAGCCAGGCUGGGGCAAGGAGAGCUGCAAGCCCAUCUGGUGGCCCGAGGACAUCCCGUGGGCCAACGUCCGCAGCGACGUCCGCACGGAGGAGCAGAAGCAGAGGGUGUCCUGGACCCAGGCCCUGCGCACCAUUGUCAAGAACUGCUACAAGCAGCACGGGCGCGAGGACCUGCUCUACGCCUUCGAGGACCAGCAGACGCCGCAGACCACGACCACGCACAGCAUCGCCCACCUGGUGCCCUCGCAGACCGUGGUGCAAACCUUCAGCAACCCCGACGGCACCGUGUCCCUCAUCCAGGUUGGCACGGGGGCCACGGUGGCCACGCUGGCCGACGCCUCCGAGCUGCCCACCACGGUCACCGUGGCACAGGUCAACUACUCGGCCGUGGCUGACGGGGAGGUGGAGCAGAACUGGGCCACGCUGCAGGGAGGGGAGAUGACCAUCCAGACGACGCAGGCCUCCGAGGCCACGCAGGCGGUGGCCUCGUUAGCCGAGGCGGCGGUGGCGGCGUCGCAGGAGAUGCAGCAGGGAGCCACUGUCACCAUGGCACUCAACAGUGAAGCCGCUGCCCACGCCGUAGCCACGCUGGCCGAGGCCACCCUUCAGGGAGGGGGACAGAUUGUCCUGUCUGGGGAAACUGCAGCAGCAGUGGGAGCACUCACAGGAGUCCAGGAUGCCAAUGGGCUGGUGCAGAUCCCCGUGAGCAUGUACCAGACGGUGGUGACCAGCCUGGCGCAGGGGAACGGCCCGGUGCAGGUGGCCAUGGCGCCGGUGACCACGCGGAUCGCGGACACGGCCGUCACCAUGGACGGCCAGGCCGUGGAGGUGGUGACCCUGGACCAGUGACCUCGCAGCAGCAGCCGGACCCUGCCCAGUCUCCUCCACUGCAGGUUUUUUACGCCUCUCCAGAGAUGCAAUCAGGUGGCAUUUGAGUCUCCCAGCUUUGGAAACGAAAGGUUUUGUUGACUUUUUUUUUUUCUUUUUCCUCUCUCUUUUUUUUUUUUUUUUUUUUUUUUUUAAUCGAGAAAAAUAGAAAAAAAAAAAAACCAACAAAAAACCAACCAAAUCCUGGCAGAGGAUGUGUGUAAAGUGCAUUUUUCUAGCGCCACUCUGCUCUCGGAGGAAUGAGAAGCCAAAUUGUGACGGGACUUUGAUUCUGAGGAGGUUGGAAAGAAAAGAAAAAUAAAAAUAAAGCGACCCUUUAUGCCCCGUUUUCCCCCACGUGGGAUCGAGCAGGAGGAGGCUUGGGGGCAGCACGGACACCCUCAGCCAGCACCAACCUCGACAGCAAAUUAGGUAUCAAAGAUUUUAAUAUGGACUUUUAUAUUCCAUAAAAACCCGCCCCGGAUAAACAAAACAAAACCAAAAAAACCAACAAAAAAACCAACAAACCACAAAAGGAAAAAAAAAAAAAGUUUGGGGGAAAAAAAAAAAAAAAAAAAGACUCCUCUCCUGGGAAGAAAAAGGAAAAAAAAACCUAAAAAAAAGGAAAUGCAUGUGUGACUGCAGGGGUGGAGCCCUCCCGGAGGGAUGCCGCUCUUCCAGGAGCCGGCGGAGGAUCCGCGCCCGCUCGGCUCCCUUGGUGCACACUGGAGACCUGUUCCUACUUCUCUGCUCUCCUACCUGCCCUUUUACAUCCUUGGGGUUGUUUUUGGUUUUUUCUUUAUUAUUAUUAUUAUUAUUGUUGUUGUUGUUGUUGUUAUUAUUAUUUCGUGGCUCUAGACCGGAGCGGAGGCGCCUCUAAAGGGGCUCUGGCUGUGUCCCCCCCCCCUUUUUCCCACCACAUUCCCGGGAUUUCCCCCCCAAGGAGCCACCUCGGGCUCAUCCCAUUCCCUGCUGCCAGCCCCGACCUCUCCUCCUGCAAUUCCUGCAGGAAAGGCUUUGCCUGCGGGGGGGAUGCAAGUGAGACCCUUCCCUUUGGGGGCCCCUCUCACCCCAGCCCCGUCCUGCUCCUGCCCUGUGCCUCUCCCAGCACGGUUUUAACCCCAAAAUCCUUCCCAGGAGGGUUCAAAAAAGCCUUUGGGGUGGGGUGGGGUGUUUGUGGGGGGCGGAUUUUACUCAGCAUCCCCAUGGGCCAAACCCUCGUGCCCAGCCCAACCCCUCCCCCCCUGCAAGCACUUCCCGAGGGAUUUAAUUUUUGGGGUUAUUUUGGGGGGUUUUUUAUCAUCAUUUCCAAGUGGCCGUUCAAGUUCUCCACGUCUGGCUCUGCCUUCGAGGGAGUUUUCAGAUUCUUGUAUUUACUUGUUUUUUAUGGGGGAAAAAACCACAGAAACAAACCUAUCAGCUGUUCUUUGUACACAGUUCUUUGGUCCUUUUCCGAGGGGAGGGAGAUCUUUCCACAGAGACAGUCCUGGUUCUCCAGUUUAGGACCUUUUUUGGGUUUGGUUUCUUUUCUAAUGAUUAUUUUUUUAUCGUCGUUGUGAAGAUGUCGGUGGCUUUCCAAGUCAGUGUUUCUUUGGCAAAGAAAUGAGGUUCUUUUAGUCCUCCCCCCCCAAAAAAAAGACAAAAACCAGGCAAAUAGCAGAGCAUGGACCCCCCCUUGUUUUCCCAGUGUCUAUUAUUGCCUCAUUCAAUAAAUUGUUACAAAUGUGUCUA